Molecule: messenger RNA, 2160 nt
Organism: Peromyscus eremicus (cactus mouse)
Lineage: Eukaryota; Metazoa; Chordata; Mammalia; Rodentia; Cricetidae
Gene: Garin5b
Product: golgi associated RAB2 interactor family member 5B
Cellular component (GO): nucleus
Source: RefSeq, a predicted model, not a curated record
AAGCCCCUAUCAAAGGCUCCUCCCACGGCCUAGAGCUGACUACCUCUCUGCAGGGCCAUGGCCAUACCAGAGUCUCUCAGCCCUGGGGACACUCCACUUUCUGUCACUGCUGAGCUCCUGACAUCUUUGAAGCCCAAGGGUCCAAGGCUGGUGGGCUGGGGUGGGGGUCAGGGCUCCACCUGGGUCCUGGACCCCUGAAUCUGUACACCCCCACCCGCUGUUCUGACAACCACUAUGAAACGACUGUUUAAAAUUCGGCGUACUCAGGCUCCCCAGGAACCCCAGAAGUGGGUCCCCAUCCUUGGGGACCUGCAGAAGACCCUCCAGAAGGGCGAGUACCUGCCCCUCCGCCCGCUGCCCAUGUUCGAGAGUAACUUUGUCCAGGUGACCAAUCACGGGGCUCCUGCGUUAGUGCACCACAAAACCAACAAGCUGACUAUGGGUGUAGCGGCGUCCUUGCCCGGUCUAGUGCUGCCCGACAUUCUGUUGCUUGCUCGACCCCCGGAGGACAGGGAUUGCUCCAAUCUCAACCUGACCAGGAUGAUCCCUCUAGACCUUGCCCACCUCUAUGUCCACGAUCUGCCCACCUGGCGCCUGAAGCUGCGGCUGAUCACCGGCCGCUACUACUACCUGGAAUUGGAUGCCCCUGACCAUGAGCUGGGCUUCUUGUUUGACCGCUGGCUUCGCCUCAUCAACCUGCUUCAUGAGCCUACCAUAUCUUGGGCACCCAAGACCAUGAGCAUGCCCCCCCUGCACACGACCCAAGACGGAGCGCCAGCCUCCACCUGGCGCCUUCAGGACCAGUCUGGAAGCAGACUUACAGCUGAAGCUGCUGAGCGCACCUUUCCUUGCAAAAUGUUCUCUUCUCAAAAACAAAGGAAGAACAAGAUGGCCAAGCACAGGUUCAGGUCUCAGGCUGUGGGUGACUCUCUGCCUCUCCUCUGGUCACAACUACAACCUCCUAAGGAUCAGAUGAAAGUCACAGAAAAGAAGGCCUACCCAGGUGCCUGCCCUGCUGGAUCCAAAACUCUAAUCCAUGUUUCUGAGAAGGCCAGCAUCACCAUCCGGACCAUCUUCAGCAUCAUCUCCGGCACGAUGAACCAGGACCACUCCACUUCAAAGACCUACGGAUCUGAUUCUGAGGGAACCAUAGGCCGGGGCCAUCUGAUUGAGACUCCUACACAGCGUGUCUCUCACAACGCCUGUGAUUUAGCCUUCGGGGACUCCCGUGGUCACAUGGACACCUUCCUGUGGACUCAAGACCUCGACAAGUUUAUAGACACUGAGUCCACCUCUCUGUCUUCCCCCUUGCGCAUGUCUUCUUACCCUCCUGCCUUCUACAUCUUCCCACCGGGCUCUUCCUUAACGAAGUCCAGUGACAAAGCCAAGCCCAAGCCCAUAGGCUCAAUGAAAUAUAUGUCCUCCCCUAUCACAUCAGGGAAAACACCGUUCAUUUGGGACAAGUCUAAUAAGGUACCAGCCGAGCCGGCUCCAGCUCAGAAGGCCCCGGCUGCACCACGGUCAACCCGGAAGUCUUCAGCCAAAUCUAGUCCCUUCCAUAAGACUCCACCUUCUGGUUCCCAGAAGACCUCAUCCGUCCCUGGGCCCCCCCGGAAGACCCCGGUUCUAGUUACCCAACCCCAGAAAACUUUAACCCCAGUUUUGAAGCGUCCACAAGCAACUGCGGGUUCCCAGAAGGCUGUGCCCCCAAAGAGACACUCUAUUCUAAAUACUCAGUCUCAGGCUCCAACGGCCCGGUCUCAGAAAGCUCCCGACUCAAAGGCAAAGGCCCCUAUGGAUCCUAGCAUGUUACAGGCAGGAGAUAUGCUUGAGAGAAAGUCUGAAGGGAAACAGGAACCUGGGGUGUUGGUGGGAGAGCAGAAAAGGAAAGCGGUAGAGAUGAAGACCACGUCACAGCUGCCCAGUACCACCACCAAGAAGCAAUCCAAGGAGGUCUUGAUUAGCAAAACCCAGGGAGAUCACCUCGAGGCCUUGAAGGGCAGGGGCAAGUCAGAGGAAAGGGUCCAAAAGAUGGAGAAGACAACUGUGAACUUGCCUGAUCUGAAGUCCUUGGAGAUAGAAAGUCAGAAGAAAUGGGUCUUGACCAAGGAGGUAGCUGCUGGGGGCCCCUGCCUAGAGGACAGCAGACCGUUCUCUGUG